Molecule: messenger RNA, 7660 nt
Organism: Ichthyophthirius multifiliis
Lineage: Eukaryota; Ciliophora; Oligohymenophorea; Hymenostomatida
Product: PH domain protein
Exons: 10
Biological process (GO): protein retention in Golgi apparatus; protein targeting to vacuole
Cellular component (GO): extrinsic component of membrane
Source: RefSeq, a predicted model, not a curated record
AUAAUUUAGUUCUUGAAAAAAAAUAUGAAAAAGCUUUAAAUUUUAAUUUAUAUUUAAAAAAUUUAUAAAUUAUUCUAGAAGAAAAAAAUAAUUAAAAUUAUAACCUAGAAUUGUAAAAUAUCACUUUCUUUUUAAAAAAAGAUAUCUUUUAAGAUAGUUUUAGCUUCGAAUUGGGUAAAAUAGAGGUUUUUACACAAUAGAGAAUAAAAAUAAUAUAUAAAAAUACAUUUAAAGAUGAAGAAAUAUAAGAAAGAAAUUCUUCAUUUAUUGAAAAAAGGCCCGAAGAAAUAUAAAAAAAGAAGAAAUAUAUAUACAAUAAGGAAAAAUAGGUAUAGGAAUUCUUAAAGAUAUAAAUUGACACUAAAAAAAAUAUAUAAGUAAUAGAUAUUAAUAUGAACAACCUAAAGAUAAUAUACGAAAAAGAUUUUUUGGAAAAUAUCCGUAAAUUUUUCGAGCUAAAAAAUGACGAAGAAUUUUUAAAGUCUUCUACUUGGGAAAAGAUCGAAUUAAUAUAGGAUUAAACAUAAAAUAAUUUUUAAAAAAUAUAUAAAAAAACUCAUAUUUUAUUCACUGUUUAAAUCCUCAAUUUUUCCCUAAAUUUUCCCUUUUAAAAUUCCCAUAAAGAAAAAUGGAAAUUUAAACUAUAAAAAAUACUUGUCGAAAAUUAAUAGAAAAAUAACUCAAUAUAACACUAAAUUUCAUUCGAAAAUAUUCACUUUUAUUACCGAAAUCUACAUAUAUUUAAUUAUUUUUUAAAAGAUUAUCAAUUUUAAUUAGAAAUAAAUACUUCUUUUGCCAAAAAAACACUCAAAAUUUUACUAAGUUCUAUAAAUAUAACGCUUUAAGACUCUUUUUUCCCGUAAAUAAAACGUUUUAUUGAACUCUUAUAGUUAAAAAAAACCGCAAACAGUAAAAAAAGGAAAAAAUAAUCAAAAAAUGCGAAAAAAAGGGAUUUCUACAUUUAAAAGAACAAUUUGAAUGGGUUGAAUACUUCGCAGUAUUUUCAGGGGGCUAUAUUUACCUAUAUGAAGAUGAAGAAAUGUUAAAAAGUGAGAUUAUAAGGUAGAUUUAUAUAAAAAAUUCAUUAAUUUUGGAAAAAAAAGAGAAAGAAUUAGAAGAAAUUUAACCUUUUUAGUUUUGUAUAAAAAAUAGGUACGAAAAAGUUGUUUUUGCAUUCGAAAACGAAUAAGAAAUGAAAAAUUGGCUUUAAAAAAUAAGCUAAAAAAUCGAAUAAUACGCUACUUUAGAAGAAUUAUUAAAAAUUUAAGAAAAAAAAGAAGAAAAAUAAUAAUAAUAUACUAAAAAUACUACUUUUGAUUAAAAAAAUAAGCCUUUUUUGAAAAUAACUGCUUUUAUGGAAAAUUUUUCCUUUAAAUUUAAAAAAACGAAGUCUUUAUAAGAAAAUCCUUUUCAUUUUUAACUUUUUUUAAAUAAUUUUAAUUAUAAAAAGUCCUUAUUUUAAUUUUAAAAUGAAUCUUUUUUGGAAUUUUAGUCUUUUUAAAUAAUAGACGGGGUCCAUAAAUUUCAAAACGAGAUUUUUCAGCAGUUUUUAUUGAUUGAAAAAGGUAGUUUAUACCUAAAUAGGCUAAAAAAAAAUAAGGAAAUUUCAAAAGCACAUUUCGAAGUGUUUUUUAAAUGCGAAAAUUUAAAUCUAAACUGGAAACCAGACACUUAUAUAGAAAUAAUAAAAUUUAUUUAUCAAAAAAUAAAAAAGUAAAAAUUCCUUAUUUAACAAUUUUAAGAAAAAGAAGAUGAAAAAGACACUUUUUUACAAAAAAUCUUAAAAAAAGCCCAAGAAGAAAACAAAGAAAAAAAAAUAUCCUUUUAAAAUUCCCAAAAAACAGUUCUAGAUAAAAAGUGCAUUUUUUAAGAUUUUCAAAAUGCCCAAAAAAGCUCCCGAUGUUCCCAAUUAUUGACCAAAAUGGUAUUUUCCAUAUAAAAUUUAGAUAUUUUAUGCUUUCAUAGGACUUCUAAUUAAUAAGUCUUUAAAAUUAACGGAAAUUCCUUAUAAAAUACUGUCUAUAAAACUUCCGAAGCACUCUUUAUAGACGGAAAAAUUCUCGAUAUUUCCAUUUACGAUUAAACAGGCUACCCUAAAAAUGAAAAACCUUAUAUACUUAUAGGAAAAUAAAAAGACUAGUAAUAAUAAGAUAAUAAUAUAUGUAUAUAUAAAUGGUCAACAUACAAAGAUUAAAAUAUAUAUAAUAAAGACUAAAUUACUUCAUUUCUUUACCUAGAAUUUAAUAAUAUAGAAGCUUUAUAUUAAAAUUAACCUAUAUUAAGAAUAAUUAACUAUAUAACUUAUUAUUUAAUCUUUAUAUUUAUCCAACCCUAAUCUAUAGUGAUGAACGAUGAUUUUUUAUAGUAAAGAAUAUUAAAUAGACAAAAAGCUAAAGUGAAAUAAGUUUACGGAAAUAAACUUGAUCUUUUAAAAUAAUUACUUUUUCCAACUUUUAUUGAUUUUGGUAUAUUUUUAAAUAACACAAUUUUAAAAAUAAAACCUUUUGCAUAUUUUAGGGAAUAUUUUUAACUAAAUAUCUCCAAAAUAGAUAUUUUAAAUGAAAAUAUUAUCUCCAAUAAACGUUUUACUUAAGAUUUUUCCCAUUUAUUUGACCUAUAUGAGGAAAACUGGUUAAUAAACUGUUAUUAAUUAACAAUAGAAUAUAUAAAAGAAGACGAAAAAAUAAAUACUUUAAUAAACUCUUCAUUUAAAAUUAACAGUCUUCUAUACCCUUUAAAAUUAAAACUACUAAGAAAACAAUACGUACAUAUAAUAAGAAUGUGUAUUCAUAAUUUUACAUAUGGAGAUUAAAAAGACCACCUUUAUUAUCAUAAUUAUGAUAUCUAAGAUUAUAUUAAACCUACCUAAUUAGUCUUUUUAUUAGAUUUUCCAAAGGUAGAUCUAUAUCCAGUAUUAAAUGAGGAACCUUAGUGUAAACUUAUGUUAUAAAAUAUGAGAUUAGAGUGGAUUAAAAAUACUGAUUCUACUAUUUCUAUAGGCUUAUGGGCUUAAAAAAUAAAACUUUGCGCUUUUGAGAAGUUUAAUGAUUCGAUAAUUGAAAAAAUUAUUUUAGGCGAAAAUAUAAACGAAAUUUAAACAAGGGAAGAAAUUAAAGUCUUAAAUAAUAUAUAAUAAGAAAACGAUAUAUAUAUAAAAUAUACUUUUGAUAAUCAUUUCGAAAAAACAGACUCAUAGUUUCUUUAUUGGUAAACUAUAGACAUAAAUGGGGAUAAAAACAUGCAUUUAGAAUUCCAAAAAAUAAAAAUCUUCCUCAAAUUAGAUAUUAUAUGGGAAAUUGUACAAUGGUAAUUUCUCGAAGAUGACUGUUGGCCUAAAUACGAGGAAUUUUUCGAAAUAUGUAGGAUAGUUUUCGUUUUAAAAAUUAAAUAAUCACAUAUAAUAUUCCCUAAUUAAAGCUUUAAAUAUACUUUAGUAUCUAAAGGAGAUCUUUAAUUUAUCCAUAUGAGACAAAGGACACUUUAAAUAGAUGAUUUUAAAUAAAAAAUAAAAUAGAAUAUAAUCGAUAAUUAAUAUUUGGCUGAUUUAGGUGAUUUUUUUUCCUAAUAAAUAAUUUUAAAAAGCUUCGAAAUAUUCACUUGUGACCAGCUUUUUUUAGAUAAGAAAAAAUUCAAUCUAAUCCUUAAAAAAAGCCUACUUUUACCAACUGACUUUUCAUUUAAAAUUAGUAAAGAAUUAUAAUUUCAAAUACCUUCUUUGGAAGUUUUUUAUAAUACAAAAUACAAUUUUUCCCUAGAUAAAACUGCCCUCAAAAUCUCUUAUAAAGAUAUCGUUUUAUUGUAAAAAACUUACAAGUUUUAAACAGAAUUAAUGAAGGAUUUUCCCUCAAAUACUACUAAUGAUACUCCUCUAAAACUUCCUGAAUAAAGUAUAUUCGACAUAGUCUUACAUGGAGUACAUAUAUAUAUAAUAGAUGAUCUAUAAGUACCUGUUUUUGAACUUUUUAUAGAUAAUAGUUAAUUCGUUAAGAAUAAUAUUUUGACAAAAUCAAUACUAUCUACCAUAAUCCGCUUCUAGGUAAACUUCUAUAACCCCGUAACUGGAAAAUGGGAGCCUAUAAUUGAACAUACAGGUUUAGAUUUAGAUUUAUCACUUAAUAACUUCGCAAAUCCUCACAAAUAUUGCAUUUUGGAAUUAAAUCCUACUUGUGAAUCCAUAAACAUUAAUUUAUGUAAAGAAUUGUUUUCCAUAUUAAAAUACACGCAAAAUUCUUGGAAAAAUGAGCAAUAUAUUCUUGAAAAAAUAGAAGAUAAGAGAAACUUAAAAAGAAAACAAACAUAAGUCUUAGAAAAUAUAGAAGAAAAUAAUGAAAAUUAAAACGAAUAAAAUCAAUUUAAUUAAAAAAAAAAUAAAGGAAGAGUAUCAACUAGAAUAUUUAAUAUCAAAGAUUCACAAGAAAAUCAAUAAGAAGACUACCUAGAAUAUGUAUCUCCCUAUACUAUAAGAAACGAGUUAGGCUAUAUGAUAGAAAUAGAGUCUGAUUUUCCUGAUUUUAGAGGUUUUUUGAGAAAAUAUAAUGUUCCUAAUGAAGAAGAAGUCAAUUUUUAAGUAGAAAACGAGUACGAAAGUAUGUUUUUUAUAAGAAAUACAAGCCAUUAUGAUAAAAAAACGUUUUCUGUUUUCAUUUUACACCCUUAAUGUAAAUUUCAAAGUUUAAAAGGAAUAGAUUUAGAUGCGAUUGAUAAAAAAAUUGUAAUUAUUUAUGAUUCUUAAAAUAAUAAUAAUUCUUUAUAUAAAUAUGAUUAAUAAUUGUAAAUAGUAGUCGAAGUUAUGCCUUAAGAAGCAAGAAAAAUAAUAAUUUUAAGAUCUUCAAUAUUUUUAGUUAAUAAAUUAGAUACAUCAUUAUAUAUAAAACUUUAAUAAGAAUAAGAAAAAAGUGUUUUUUAAUAUAAAUAAAAAUAAAUAUUAAAAUAAGAAUUAAAAUUAUUAUAGCCUAGUUAAAAAUAUUAUAUACCUUUUGAUAAAAUUUAAUUUUGCCUAUAAUUUAAAUUUGCUAAUAAUACAAGCAUUUAAAAGGAUGAAAAAGUAGAAAAUAAUAAUUAAACAUUAUAAUAUAAUAAAAGUUGGUCGUAAUAUAUUUUUUUGAAAGAUUUAUAAAACAAUAUUAAUUAAAUUGAAUACUAGGAAAUAAAUCAUAGUUUUGAUAAAAUUACUAUUAUUAAAAUCGAAAAAGAAUUGAAAUUAUAGGGUAUUGAUUUAUUUACUAUUUCUUUAGAACCAACUGUUAUUAUAAAAAAUCGUUUGCCUUUUAAAUUUGAUUAUAAAAUUUUUAUUGAAUAAAUUGGAAAUAAUAAUUGUUAAAAUUAAGUUGAAGGCACAUUAAACAACUAAUAGGAAAUACAAUUACAUAAUAUAAAUUCAAAAAACCUUGUUUAUAUUUAAGUUUAAAUAUAAGGAUUUAAAUUAAGCUAAAAAUAAAUUUUAUAAAAUUUCGGAAUUUAUUAAUAAAAUUGGCUUUAGAAAAUACAAAUAGAAGAUUAUGAAAAUCGAAUACAAUUCCUCGAAAUAUAAAUAUAAGAGGAAUCUUUUGCAAUUAGAAAAUAUUUCAUUUACACUUCUUAAUUUGCUAUAAAUGAUACACCUUAUUCUAUAUAUUAUUUUUAUAAAUAAAAGAAAAAUGUUAAAUUAUUAUUUAUAUAUUUAAUCACAUUUUUAUCAAAAGAUAAUACAAACUUCUGUUUAAAAAAAAAUUAAAAAAUAUGUCUUUUAUCAAAUUAAUAGAAUCUUUUAAUAUCAUUAAAUAAAAAUGGAAAAAAUCUUUCAAAAUAAAUAGACCUACAAGGCAUAGGAAAUUAUAAAAUGGAGUUAAAAUUUAAUAAUUCUACACAAAUUUAUGAAUUCGGAAUAAAUACAUCAUUAAUAUGUGUUGAUUUUAUUAGAUAAAUUUAUACAAAAGUUGUUUUAAUUAGUCCACGCUAUAUAUUAGUCAAUAAUGUAAAAAUAUAAAAUAUAAAUAAUUAUAUAAAUAAAAAGACAUUAAAUGAACUUAGUGUUUGUUAAAGUACAUGCUAAAAAUAAACCUAAAUAUAUAUCGUAUAAAACUCUAGAGUUCCUUUUUAUUGGACUGAUGGUUAAAAAGAAAGAAAAAUAAUUAUAAAAUGUACUGAUAAAGAUAAUCAAAUAUGGGGAUGGAGUGGUGGUAUAAGUAUAAAUGAUAUAGAUAUAAUUUCUUUUUCUCUUAGAAAUUAAAUAACACCUAACUAAUUAAAAUAUAUGAAAUUAGAAAUACGAGAAGAUGGACAUUUAAUAUAUUUAGUUAUUAGUGAAUGCUAAAAUAAUGAAGAAGCAGUUUAUUUAAUCGAUAAUAAAUUACAAAAUGUAUGCAUAGAAGUUUAUUAGAAAAAUUUUAAUAAUUAGAAGCUUAUUAUAAAUGAAAAAAGUGAAUAACAAUUCGCUUGGGAAGUUCCUGUAAAGGAAAAAGAUAUUGUAGUUGAUUUAAUUUUUUUAAAUUAAUUAUAAAAUUAGUAUGCAAUUAAUACAAUUUAUAUUAAUUUAGAUGAAAAUGAUGUAGAAAGAGAAUAUCAAGUUAAAUCGAUAUAAAAUGAAGAAUGUUUUUAUAGAUUUUAUAUAAUGAUAUGUUUUGAAGGUUCAACAAAAAAAAUUAAAUUCUAUUGUGAAGAAGAAAUAAAAUAAAGAAACAAAUUAGAAGAAGAUUUAGAUAUAUAAUUUGGUAUUAACAUUAGCAAUAUAAAGUUUUCAAUAUUAAAUUGGAAUAAAAAUAAAAGAUAAGAAUUAGCCUUAAUAACUUUAAAAAAUACUGAAGUUGUUAUUUUAUAAACAUAUGCUUUAAGAGCAUGUUAAGUUAAAAUAGGAUUUAUAUAAAUAGAUAAUAAUAUAUCAAAUUAAGCUUUAUUUCCUGUUAUUUUUACUCCUUCUGCUUAUGCGUUCUUUAAACCUUUUGCUAAUCCCUUAGGUCUUGCCAAAAGCCUAUACAUAGGUUUUUCUGAUUUACUAAACUAUCCAUUAGAAGGAUUUGUAAAAGGUCCUAUAGAAGGCACAAUAGGCUUAACAAAAGGAGCCUUUAGUUUACUUAAAAACACAAUUUCAGGUUCACUUAAUUCAAUGUAAUCUCUAACCGAACCUUUAUGUACUGUAUUGGCUUAUCUUUCUUUAGAUGAUACUUUUAUGCAAAAACGUGAAUACAUAAAAUCAUUGCAUCCAAGCCAUGCUUUUGCAGGCAUUUUUAUAGGCUUUUUGGCCUUUAUAUUGGGCAUAUAGAGAGGAGUUUAAGGGUUUUUUGACCUUCCUUACUAUGAGGCUAAAAAGAAGGGAUCUUUAGGUUUUUUAAUUGGGAGUAUUAAAGGAUUUAGUGGAUUAAUUUUUAAGCCUUUUUGUGGAGGAAUUGAUUUCGUGUAAAAAACGGCGGAAGGAAUUGUUAAUACUAUUACGGUUUUCGAUGAUAAACCUUCGAAUAAAAGAAUUAGAAUGAUUAGGUCUUUUUACUCAAAAAAUUAAUAUUUUAAAGAAUAUAAUGAAUAGGAUGCUAAAAUGAGUUUAGUUUUAGGAGAUUAUAUGAAUGGGAAAUAUAAAAAUUAAAUGUAUAUGGGUAGUUAUUAAAAAAAAAAUAUUAUUAUUGGAUGUGUUAAUUAAGUAUAAAAAGAAAUUAUAUUUGGAAAAUUAAAAUAUAUUAAAGAUAAAUGA